GAGAUGGGGAAGAUGGCGGCUGUCGUGGGUUCUGUGGCAUCGCUGGUGACAGAACCUGGGGAGGACGCUUUUCGAAAACUUUUCCGCUUCUACCGACAAAGCCGACCCGGGACCACAGACCUGGGAGGGGUCAUCGACUUCUCGGCGGCCCACGCGGCCCGCGGCACGGGUCCUUCUGCCCAUAAGGUCGUCAGAUCUCAGUUAAGUGUGUCCUCAGUGAGUGAGCACGAUGCACAUAGAGCAGGACUUCAGCCAGUCAGCAAGUGGCGAGCCUAUGGACUUGAAGGCUAUCCCGGAUUUAUUUUUAUCUCAAACCCAUUCCUCCCAGGGUACCAGUGGCACUGGGUUAAGCAGUGCCUAAAGUUAUACUCCCAGAAACCUAAUGUGUGUAACCUGGACAAACACAUGACUAAAGAAGAGACCCAGGAUCUGUGGGAACAGAGCAAAGAGUUCCUGAGGUAUAAAGAAGUGAAUAAACGGAGACCCCGAAGUCUACUAGAGAAAUUGCGCUGGGUAACCCUAGGCUACCAUUAUAACUGGGACAGUAAGAAAUACUCAGCAGAUCAUUACACACCUUUCCCUUCUGACCUGGCUUUCCUCUCAGAGCAAGUAGCCGCUGCCUGUGGAUUUCAGGGUUUCCAAGCUGAAGCCGGUAUCCUGAAUUACUACCGCUUAGAUUCCACAUUAGGAAUCCAUGUAGACAGAUCUGAACUAGAUCACUCCAAACCCCUGUUGUCAUUUAGCUUUGGACAGUCUGCCAUCUUUCUUCUAGGUGGCCUCAAAAGAGAUGAGGCCCCCACAGCCAUGUUUAUGCACAGUGGUGACAUUAUGGUGAUGUCAGGUUUCAGCCGCCUGUUGAACCAUGCAGUCCCUCGAGUUCUUCCACAUCCUGAGGGAGAAGGCCUACCUCACUGCCUGGAGACACCUCUCCCAGGUGUCCUCCCCAGAGAUUCACUGGUAGAGCCCUGUUCUGUGGAGGACUGGCAGGUAUGUGCCAGCUACUUGAAAACUGCUCGUGUUAAUAUGACUGUCCGACAGGUAUUAGCCACAGACCAGGACUUCCCUUUGGAACCCGUGGAGGAGAAAAAAAGAGACAUCACCAUAGAAGGUUCCUGCCAUCUGGAUGACCAGAAUAGCCAAGUAAAACGGGCCAGGUUGCACCCUAACAGCUGAGACAUGGAGAUAGGUCUUAUAUUACCACGGACUCUAGCACCAGGACAAACAAAAACAGACAGGGAAGGACUCAUCAUAAUCACUCUGUUGCCUUGAAAGCCAUCUUGAAGAGUAAACUGCCUUCACUUUGCUCAGACACAGUCUAAUCCUAGUGAGAUGUCAGCAGUGAUGUGUGUGCAUACGAAAGAGGUAUGAUGGUCCACACAGCAUUCUCAGCCUCUGCCGUUACCUUGAGGGAGGUGGAAGUAAGUUUACAGAUCUGUGGAAUCUAAAUACCUCAGAUUUUACUACUGGAAAAUAUAGCACCACUGCCCCAGUCAUCACUGAAGUCUUUGAUCUCUUCUGCCAUCUUCACUGGCUCUCACAGAGGAAUUGCAUGUACGGAUGACAUAGAACUGGAUUGUCCCCUAGAAAAGAAAUUAAUCGUAGCCAUCAAUUUUGCCUAGAAGACAAAUAUAUGUAAACCAAACAAAAGGGGAACAGUAGUUUCUCCACAUCCUUUCUGUCUCCAAACUCUCCCGUUGGCUUUUUAAUGCAGUUUUAAUUAUUGAACUAAAAAUGUCCCGAAGGUGUUCUGUUACUGUUUUCUCCAUGAAUAA
This is a messenger RNA of Urocitellus parryii (Arctic ground squirrel), 1772 nucleotides long. RefSeq names its product alkB homolog 1, histone H2A dioxygenase (gene Alkbh1). The record is from RefSeq and is a predicted model, not a curated record. Lineage: Eukaryota; Metazoa; Chordata; Mammalia; Rodentia; Sciuridae. Gene Ontology annotation, biological process: oxidative RNA demethylation. Gene Ontology annotation, molecular function: ferrous iron binding; oxidative RNA demethylase activity; broad specificity oxidative DNA demethylase activity. Gene Ontology annotation, cellular component: nucleus; cytoplasm.